This is a messenger RNA of Thermochaetoides thermophila DSM 1495, 1806 nucleotides long. RefSeq lists its product as uncharacterized. The record is from RefSeq and is a predicted model, not a curated record. NCBI's taxonomy places the organism in Eukaryota, Fungi, Ascomycota, Sordariomycetes, Sordariales, Chaetomiaceae. Gene Ontology annotation, biological process: mitochondrion organization; lipid homeostasis. The transcript is spliced from 3 exons. Bases 1 to 1806 code for a protein of 601 amino acids. Gene Ontology annotation, cellular component: mitochondrial inner membrane.
AUGUUGAAGCGAACAAUUUCUUCUGCACGCUUCCUAAACACGACGGCCCUGCUUGGCUGGACCUGCGCCCGCUGUCGCAGCCAGCUGCUGCCUCCUCUCUCCAGACCAAUCCAGACCCUCAUCCGAGCCCGGGCCCAGCGAGCCGCUGCUCGUCGGCAUGCUUCUACUACUACACCGUCGGCCACGAUCCCCAAGAUGGGGCGGUCAAAGCCACGCAGCCGGCGCACAGCAAUAGUAUUGCUAGCGUCAGCGGGCGGCGGGAUACUAGCAAUGCUUGCGGCAGCCGGCGAGGACGUGAAGAAUGGCUACGAAGCGUUGGAGCGGACAGGGCGCGUGGCGGCUGCGCUUGUGUUGUGCAUCAAUGACACGCUUAACGAGCGCGAAAAGAUACAGGACGACGAGGAGAAAGAGCGGUUACUGUCUGCGUGCCACAAGCGGUGCGCGUUGCGGACGCUCAAGGUGCUGGAGCAGAAUGGCGGGAUAUUUAUCAAGCUUGGGCAGCACUUGAGUGCAAUGAACUACCUACUCCCGCCGGAAUGGACGACGACCUUCAUACCUCUGCAAGACAAAUGCCCCGUCUCCUCGUUCGAGUCCAUUGAGGAGAUGUUCCGCACCGAUACAGGCGGCGAGCUAUGGGACUACUUCUCAGAGUUCUCUCCUGAGCCCAUCGGCGCAGCCUCCCUAGCGCAGGUACACCUCGCGACGAUUAAGGAGACAGGCCAGAAGGUAGCGGUGAAAGUCCAACACCCAAGCCUGGAACAAUUCUCCAAGCUCGACAUGUCCCUCACAAGCUUCACCUUCUCAACGCUCAAACGCUUCUUCCCCGAAUACGACCUAGAAUGGCUCUCCUCCGAGAUCGAAGUCUCUCUGCCCAAGGAGCUCGACUUCCGUUGUGAAGCCGAAAACGCGCGCCGCACAAAGGAAUACUUCUCCCGUAUUCCCGAACUUCCUCUUGUUAUCCCUGACGUGAUCUGGGCCCAAAAGCGCAUCCUGGUCAUGAAGUGCGAGACGGGUAAGCGGCUCGACGACCUAGCGUACAUGGACGCCGAAGGCAUCGACCGUGAUGAGGUAUCGGCCACGCUGGCGCGCAUCUUCAACGAGAUGAUCUUUGGCGAUGGGGCGCCCCUGCAUUGUGACCCGCACGGAGGCAACAUCGCCAUUCGCAAGAACGCAUCCCGGGGUCUGGGCAGACCGAACUUUGAUCUCAUCUUGUACGAUCACGGACUUUAUCGCGACAUCCCGACCGAUUUACGCAGGAGUUAUGCCAAGAUGUGGCUUGCCAUCAUCGACGGCGACAUGGAGCGCACGAAAAAGUACGUCGGCGAGGUCGCCGGCGUAGGAGAGGACAAGUUCCAACUCUUUGCGUCGGCCAUCACUGGCCGCGAUUGGAGCGUUGUUUCUUCGUCAAUAAUGAAGCCGAAAGACCCCUCGGAGCAAAAAUCCAUGAGCACUGCUCUCCAAGAAGGCCUGCUCGUCGACCUAGUUCAAAUGCUAGGCCAAGUGCCCCGCAUUAUCCUGCUCAUCCUCAAGACCAACGACCUAACUCGGAGUCUGGAUGAGAAUCUGCAGACUCGGCAGGGUCCAGUUCGGCAAUUUUUGAUUUUGGCGCGGUAUUGUAUGCGAACUGUUUUCCGGGAGCAGCUGGAUGAGAUUCGGGCGCAUGGGUCGCUCUGUUGGCCGCCGAACGCGAUUAGGGUGCUGGCGGCGUGGCUGGGGUUUUUGAGGGUUGAGAUGCAAUUGCGGGCGUUUGAGAUGUGGGUUGGGUUGAGAAGGCUACUGGGGCUGAGGAGGAUAGAGUUCGUAUAG